This is a messenger RNA of Aureobasidium uvarum, 1056 nucleotides long. The record is from the annotation of a GenBank genome assembly. Lineage: Eukaryota; Fungi; Ascomycota; Dothideomycetes; Dothideales; Saccotheciaceae.
CUCUGCUGUCCGAGUUUACUGUCUAUGGCUAUGGAAAGCCGGCGAAGUGCGAUUGUUGUGCCAGAAGUCAUAUUCGCCAUCUUAGCUGGAUCCAUCGUGUUCUGGAGAAUCAUUAACAACGUAGUCCUGAGGAGGUUGUACAGACUCGCUGACCUGCUCAUCUUUUUGGCAUUGGUCAGCAACCUUGUAGCGCUGUCAUGUAGUUCCUUGUCGACACAAUAUGGCCUGGGGAGACACAUUUACGACCCGUCAAUUACACCCGAAAUGCUAGAGACAUGUCUGCGAUGGAUCUGGAUUGGAGAGGCAACAAAUCUCAUAUCGAUGCUCUUCGCCAAACUCAGUAUUGCCGCCUUCCUUUUGUACCUGGACUUCGCUUCUGGCUACAAGAUUGCCAUGUGGAUCACAGUAGGACUGGUUCUCCUCUGCAAUGGAGCUGUCGCUUUGACGUCGAUCUUUGGAUCUUGCAGCCCCAUAUCUCUCAAUUGGAAUAUGAAUCAGCCAGGUCAAUGUUGGGAUCCUUCUGUCAACAAGAUCUGCACCUAUGUUCAAUCUGGCUCGAACAUUGUGACCGAUAUUCUGUACACGUCGGUGCCAAUAUUUUACCUCUCAACAGUCAAGCUGGGAGCGAAUGUCCAGUGGGGAUUGCGCAUUGUUCUGCUGUUCGGAUUGAUUGCGACUGUCUGCUCGGUCGUCAAGAUUGCAGUUGCCGGAAAGAUGUUCAAUACACAUGAUCCUACAUGGGAUGCAGUCGAUCUUUCCAUCUGGAGUACGGCAGAAGUCAACGUCUGCAUCAUCGCAGCCUGUCUCCCUCCACUGCGAAGCCAAUUCGACACUUUCCUCAGACGCUUCUUUGGCAUGGCCUUCGUCCGAUCAACCAACCGCAGUCGACCAAUCUACGGCUCCCAAUCAAUCCAUCUCCAAUCCCAAAGCAAAACCCACCGAACAAUCAUCGAAGUCGAAGCUCAAGAUUUUGGGAGCGAGCGUUCUAUUCUCCCGCCUGAUGAUGUAGAAGGUGGAAUUAUAAGAAAAAACACGGCAGGUGCAGGUGCAAUAUGA